Molecule: messenger RNA, 1611 nt
Organism: Mercurialis annua (annual mercury)
Lineage: Eukaryota; Viridiplantae; Streptophyta; Magnoliopsida; Malpighiales; Euphorbiaceae
Product: actin-related protein 2
Exons: 15
Coding region: 125-1288 (387 amino acids)
Biological process (GO): Arp2/3 complex-mediated actin nucleation
Cellular component (GO): actin cortical patch; Arp2/3 protein complex
Molecular function (GO): actin filament binding
Source: RefSeq, a predicted model, not a curated record
UCGUUACACUCUUCUUCCAACUAAUGACAAGUGACCGGUGACCGAACAUUUGAACAAAAAUAAAAACCGCCAUCGAAUCGAACCAAUCGAUCGGAGAAGAAGCAAUAAGCAUUUAAAGUUUUACAUGGACAACAAAAACGUCGUCGUUUGCGACAAUGGCACUGGGUAUGUGAAGUGUGGAUUUGCCGGAGAGAAUUUUCCGACCUCUGUAUUUCCUUGUGUGGUAGGACGGCCCAUGUUACGCUACGAAGAAUCUCUUAUGGAAGAGCAGCUGAAGGAUACUGUUGUUGGAGAUGCUUGUGCUGACUUGAGGCAUCAACUGGAUAUAUCAUAUCCUGUGAACAAUGGAAUUAUUCAGAAUUGGGAUGAUAUGGGUCAUGUUUGGGAUCAUGCCUUUUUCAAUGAACUUAAAAUAGACCCAGCAGAAUGUAAGAUUUUACUUACUGAUCCACCUCUUAAUCCCUCAAAAAACCGUGAAAAAAUGGUUGAGACCAUGUUUGAGAAAUACAACUUUGCCGGUGUCUUCAUUCAAAUUCAAGCUGUUUUAACAUUGUACGCCCAAGGUUUGUUGACGGGAUUAGUCAUAGACUCUGGCGAUGGCGUAACUCAUGUGGUUCCCGUUGUUGAUGGCUACUCAUUUCCUCAUUUGACUAAGCGAAUGAACGUAGCUGGUCGGCACAUUACCUCCUAUCUUGUUGAUUUGCUUUCAAGGAGAGGGUAUGCAAUGAAUAGGACUGCUGAUUUUGAGACUGUUAGGGAAAUUAAAGAAAAGCUUUGUUAUAUAAGUUAUGAUUACAAGAGAGAGUAUCAGUUGGGGCUUGAGACCACGAUCCUUGUUAAAGAUUACACUCUGCCAGAUGGACGAAUAAUAAAAGUAGGCACUGAGAGGUUCCAGGCACCUGAGGCUCUUUUUACACCAGAACUUAUAGAUGUUGAAGGCGAUGGAAUGGCUGAUAUGGUUUUUCGCUGCAUCCAGGAAAUGGAUAUUGACAAUCGAAUGAUGCUAUACCAACAUAUAGUAUUAAGUGGAGGAAGCACCAUGUAUCCUGGAUUACCUAGCCGCUUGGAGAAAGAAAUACUUGAUCGCUAUCUUGAAGUUGUUCUAAAGGGAAACAAAGAUGGACUGAAGAAGCUGCGGUUGCGAAUUGAGGAUCCGCCGCGAAGAAAGCAUAUGGUGUACCUUGGAGGUGCAGUUCUUGCUGGAAUUAUGAAGGACGCUCCGGAGUUCUGGAUUAGCAGAGAGGAUUAUCUAGAAGAAGGAAUUGCUUGUCUGAACAAGUGCGGUUAGCCUACCUAUCGGAAGCGUUCUUCGUCUACACCGGGAGACGGGCAUAUACAAAUGCACAUGUCAAAGACCUAGUUAAAGGGAUUGCUACUCAUCCUGCCUUGUGCUAUAGUGCAGAAGGAAAUUGAUAAAACUACCAACAAAAGCUUCAUGGCGUGGUUUAUCUUGCCAGGAUGAAAAGAAACGACGUGGUUCAGAUUUCUUUGAAUAAUGCAAUUUUUUUUGUUAGAAGAAAUUAGUUCAAUUAAGGAUAUAUUAAUUUUUUUUAUGUAAUUAACUACUUUCUAAAUGAAAACAAGCUUAUAAUUUGGGACGUUUAAAAUAAA